Messenger RNA from Telopea speciosissima, 5837 nucleotides. RefSeq names its product homeobox-DDT domain protein RLT2-like. NCBI's taxonomy places the organism in Eukaryota, Viridiplantae, Streptophyta, Magnoliopsida, Proteales, Proteaceae. Gene Ontology annotation, molecular function: DNA binding. The record is from RefSeq and is a predicted model, not a curated record. Bases 92 to 5647 code for a protein of 1851 amino acids. Gene Ontology annotation, biological process: regulation of transcription by RNA polymerase II. The transcript has 18 exons.
UUCUACCCUUCUUUUCCAAACCCUAGUUUCCUGUUUUUGUUCUUCUUUCUAUCUCGAUUGUUAGCGUUUGAUCGAUUCUCUGCUUGUACCAAUGGAGGCCGCUUCAGAUGAAGGAGACAAGAAGAAGCCUCCCGAAGGAGGGGAGAUCAAGUCGAAACGCAAAAUGAAGACGGCAUCUCAAUUGGAACUUCUCGAGAAGACCUAUGCCGUGGAGACAUAUCCCUCGGAGACUUUGAGGGCGGAGCUAUCGGCGAAGCUGGGACUGACGGAUCGGCAGUUACAGAUGUGGUUUUGUCACCGGAGGUUGAAGGAUAGGAAGGCUCCGCCGGCAAAGCGGCAGAGGAGGGAUGCGCCGGAUGAAAUGAUGAUGGUUGAACCGGGGAAUGAGCCUGGGUCUGGGUCCGGGUCUGGGUCGAGUCCGUUUGGACAGGCUGAGACUCGCAAGGGGGUUGUUGCCCGACCAUCACCACCUCCACCUCCUUCCCACAGGGUGAAUGCUGCUGAUAUACCCAUGAUUAAGAGGUACUACGAGCAUCCACAGUCAAUAAUGGAGCUGAGAGCCAUUGCUGCUGUAGAGGCACAGUUGGGAGAACCAUUGAGGGAAGACGGUCCGAUCCUUGGGAUGGAGUUUGAUCCCUUACCACCUGAUGCGUUUGGUGCUCCCCUUGCAACGAUGGGUCAGCCAAAGCAAGCUGCACGGCCUUAUGAUGGCAAAGUAUACGAAAGACAUGAUGCUAAGUCAAUCAAAACAUCACCACUCCUGCCCAGUAUGGAACAUUGUUUCGUACCUGGUUCAUCUAGUGGGAAAAGAAAGCUGACAGCUGGAAAUGUUCGUGUGGUUCAUCCUCAAGCUGCUGCAAGGGCUCUCCAGGAAUAUCAAUUCCUUCCUGAGCAGCCCAGUGCUAGAUCUGAUGCAUACGAUAGAGUUAAUUCAUCUCAUUUCUAUGACUCACCUGAUGGUCCUAGUGCCAGGGCUUCAUCAUUUCCUGCCACAGGGCAAUAUCUACAUGGAAAUGAACAGUUGUCAACAAGUUACAGUUUCCAAGGUCAUGUGUCAGGUGUUGAUCUUUUAUCUCAACAAGGCAGGCAGGGACACAUAUAUCCUUCUGCUUCAGGAGAGUACGAUGGUGUUCCACAUAAGAACUCUUUUGCUAACGUUGGGAUGGAUGCUCAGUUUGGUGCUCAUCCGAUGCAUGGACUAGAAAAUUCAUUUGUACCAUCUGACCGGCGUGUUUCCCAUGAUGAAGAUGUUUCUCGGAUGGAGAGAAAACGCAAGAAUGAGGAGGCAAGAAUUGCUAGGGAAGUUGAAGCCCAUGAGAAACGGAUACGGAAAGAACUGGAGAAGCAAGAUUUGUUGAGGCGGAAGAGAGAAGAACAAAUGAAGAAAGAAAUGGAGAGGCAUGACCGGGAAAGACGAAAGGAAGAAGAGAGGUUGAUGCGUGAAAAGCAGAAAGAGGAGGAGAGAUUCCUCCGGGAGCAAAAGCGUGAAAAUGAGCGUAGGGAAAAGUUUUUGCAGAAAGAAACCUUGAGGGCUGAGAAGAUGAGGCAGAAAGAGGAAAUUCGUAGAGAAAAGGAGGCUGCAAGACUGAAAGCUGCUAAUGAGCGAGCUACUGCUCGCAGAAUUGCUAAAGAAUCCAUGGAGCUUAUUGAGGAUGAACGCUUGGAACUUAUGGAAGUUGCUGCUUCAUCCAAGGCACUGCCCUCAAUCAUUUCCCUUGAUGGUGAUACAUUGCAAAACCUUGAUUCAUUCAGAGAUUUGUUGAGUACAUUCCCUCCCAAGUCUGUGCAAUUAAAAAGACCUUUUGCUAUUCAACCUUGGACCGACUCGGAGGAAAAUUUGGGGAAUCUUUUCAUGGUUUGGAAGUUUUUAAUCAAUUUUACUGAUGUUCUUGAGCUUUGGCCUUUUACUCUUGAUGAGUUCAUUCAAGCUUUUCAUGAUUAUGAUCCAAGACUGUUGGGGGAAAUACAUGUUGCUCUUCUAAGAUGCAUAAUAAAAGAUAUUGAAGAUGUUGCAAGGACACCCUCUAUGGGACUAGGAGCAAAUCAAACUAGUGCUACGAAUCUUGGAGGUGGGCAUCCACAGAUUGUUGAAGGGGCAUAUGCAUGGGGCUUCGAUAUACGUAGUUGGCAGCGCCACUUGAAUCCACUGACUUGGCCUGAAAUACUCCGUCAGUUUGCAUUGUCUGCUGGGUUUGGGCCACAACUGAAGAAAAGGAGUAUCGGAAAGGCAUAUUUUAGAGAUGAUAAUGAGGGUCACGAUGGCGAAAAUAUAGUUUCUACUUUACGUAACGGUGCGGCUGCUGAAAAUGCAGUUGCUAUAAUGCAAGAGAAGGGUUUCUCACAUCCACGUAGAUCAAGGCAUCGUUUGACACCAGGAACGGUUAAAUUUGCAGCAUUUCAUGUUCUUUCUCUUGAGGGAAGCAAGGGCCUCACAAUAUUAGAAGCUGCAGAUAAGAUUCAGAAAUCUGGACUUCGUGAUCUUACAACAAGCAAGACACCUGAGGCGUCUAUUGCUGCUGCAUUGUCAAGGGAUACAAAGCUUUUUGAGAGAACAGCUCCUUCUACUUAUUGCGUACGGGCUGCUUUUAGGAAGGACCCUGCUGAUGCUGAGGUUAUACUAUCUGCUGCCCGUGAAAAAAUACAGAUAUUUCAAAGUGGGUAUUCAGAUUCUGAAGAUGCUGAGAAGGAUGGGGAUGAAGCAGAUGAUGUUGAAAGAGAUGAAGAUUCUGAAUGUGAUGCUGCUGAGGAUCCUGAAGUUGAUGAUGUAGGAACUUCUUCAAAUCUAAAUAAAGAGACUCCGUGCUCAAAUGAAGCAAAAGCUUCUAAAACUUCCCCCGGAAAUGAAAAGGGGAUUUUCAGCUACGAGGUUGGAGAAACACCAGAAAGUGGCUUUGCAAAUUCUGAGAAAGGCUUCUCUUCAUUUCUUCCCGUGAAAUCCAAAGAAAUGAAUGGUUCAGGUGCUACCAUUGAGCAGUCUAUUGAUGUUACUGGAAACUUCAGUGAGGCGGUUAUUCUUGAUCAAGAGGAGACGGAGAUUGAUGAAAGCAAUUCUGGUGAACCAUGGGUUGAAGGAUUGACAGAAGGGGAAUACUCUGAUCUCAGUGUUGGUGAGCGUCUAAAUGCGCUUGUUGCCCUAAUUGGUGUGGCUAUUGAAGGAAAUUCAAUUCGUCUUAUUCUUGAGGAACGUUUGGAGGCAGCAAAUUCUCUUAAGAAGCAAAUGUGGGCAGAGGCACAACUUGAUAAAAGGCGUAUGAAAGAAGAAUACAUGACAAAGUUACAGUAUUCGUCUUUCACAGGGAUCAGAGCAGAACCACAUGCUACUAAUUCUGCAGCAGAAGGAAGCCAAAGUCCAUUGCCUGGGGUUGAGAGCAAGAAUAGUGAGGCUUCUCUGAACCCUGCAGUCAAGUCAGAACCACUUCUUGAUCCACAAAAUGUUCAUAAUUAUCUUAAUGAUGUCCUUGGUGAAAGGACCAUGGUAGGGCAAGAGUUCCCUGCAGGUCCUGAUAAUUUCCCGCAUCAGCAACAUGGUUAUGCCACAGAGAAGUCACGCUUUCAGUUAAAAGCUUCUAUUGCUCAUAAAGCAGAAGAGAUGUUUGUAUACAGAUCCUUGCCUCUUGGUCAAGAUCGCAGGCGUAACCGAUACUGGCUGUUUGUUACAUCUGCUUCUAGAAAUGAUCCAGGUUCUGGCAGGAUAUUCUUUGAAUCUCAUGAUGGCUGCUGGAGGCUUAUUGAUUCAGAAGAGGCAUUUGAUGCUCUUUUGGGAUCUUUGGAUACACGUGGGAUUAGGGAAUCCCAUCUGCAUUCUAUGUUGCAAAAGAUUGAGACAUCCUUCAGGGAAACUGUUAGAAAAAACCUGUGUAAGACCAGCAUCAUGGACCCAAAGGGGGUAACUCUCAGAACUGAAUCUGCUGAAAUGACUUCCAUUCAAGAUUGUGCAGCUGAUGGGACUGAUAGCCCUAGCAGUAUGGUGUGCGGAGCUAAUGCUGAUACACUGGAGCAGGCAUCAUCUUUCAAAAUUGAGCUUGGGAGGAAUGAUGCUGAGAGAGUUAAUGCCUAUAAGAGAUAUCUAGAUUUCGAAAAGUGGACUUGGAAGGAAUGCUUUAAUCCCUAUGUAUUAUGUGCUAUGAAAUAUGGGAAGAAAAGAUGCUCAGAGCUGCUUGGCAUUUGUGAUGUCUGCCAUGAUACCUACUCUUCCGUAGAUGAUCACUGUUCUUGUUGUCAUGCUACUUUCAGCACCCUUGAUGACUACAGUUUUUCUGAACAUGUGGCUCAAUGUGAAGAGAGACGAAAAGUGGACCCUAGCUGGACUUUCCAUGGUUCAGAUGCUUUGUUUCCCAUGAGGUUCAGAUUGCUCAAAGCAAUACUUGCGAUACUUGAGGUUUCUAUUCCAUCUGAAGCCCUUCAACCUUUCUGGACUGACACAUAUCGAAAAUCUUGGGGUUUGAAGUUGCAGACUUCAUCAUCAGCAGAGGAAAUUCUUCAGACACUGACAUUGUUGGAGAGUUGCAUUAAACGAGACUGCCUGUCUUCAAAUUUUGAGACAACCAAGGAAUUAUUAGCUUCUUGCACAUCUGCAGAGUGUGCUGUGGCUGAUUUCUUGCCUUUUCCUGGAUCUAUUGCGGUAGUUCCAUGGGUACCACAAACAACUGCUGCUGUGGCACUAAGGCUAAUGGAAAUUGAUUCGUCCGUCUCUUACAUUAUGAACCAGAAAGCAGAGUCUCAGAAAGACAAGGAAGCUGGAGAAUUCAUUAAACUCCCAUCAAGAUAUGCUGUUGUCAAAAAUAUCCAAGAAGUUGAACCUGCAGAAGCUGCAGAGCCAGCUGAAUAUCUACAAGAAGAGAGGUGGGAUGAUCCUUCUAGUGCAUGUAUGAGCUCUGGACGUGGACGUGGAGGCCGUGGGCGGGGACGUGGUCGGAGCCGAAGUGGAAGGUUGCAGAGAGGUGGCAGCUCCAGAUUCGAAUCUGCCAAAGAAAAUGCUGGGAGUAGUGAAAAGACAGUUAGAGGAUUAAGAAGGAAGAGCCGAACAAGGGGACGGGGGCGUAAGCGUGGUCGUCGUACAGUCAGAAGUAGGCCAAGAGCGGAGAAGAGGGUGAUUGAGAAGCAGACACCAUUAAUUCAGUUUGAUGAAACAUGUAGCCCCAGAAACAACAGUGAUGGACAAACGUCCAGAAGCUCUGGAGGCGAUGAAUGGGAUGUUGAAGAAACUAGGACAAUCAAGGUAGAGGGGGCAGAAAACAGUAACAAUGUAGAGGCAUCAGAAUCCGAUGACAAUGCUCAGGUGUCUGGGGAUGAGUAUGAUGAGCAGGGGCAAUACUAUGGCAACUUAUUCCAUGGAAAGUCUGAGGUCCUAAUGGAGGAGAGUGAAGAGGAUUUCAAUGGGGACAAUGGUGAUGGUGAUGGUGAUGGUGAUGGUUAUGGUAAUGGUGAUGUUGAUGAUGAAGAUGGAGAUAGUGACGAGGAGGGCGAUGGUGAUGCUGAUGGAGAUGGUGACGAAGGGGAUGGAGAUGGAGAUGAAGAUGAAGAGGUUGAUGGGGAUGAAGAGGGUGAGAUGGAUGGGGAUAGAGAGGAAAAUGGAGACGAGGACCAGGAGCAGCAUGUGGAUGAAGAUGAAGACACCGGGUCGACAUCGUCAUAUUACAGCGAGUAAGGAUAGUCUUGUAAGUAUAUUAUUGUUGAGAUAAAAUAUAGGUGCCUCCAGAGACGGGUGGUCAUAAUUAGCUUGCAUUCUUUUAUUUAAAAAGUUAAUGUCCUGUAGUUUUUUUUUUUGAAUAUUAGUUAAUUUCCUGUAGUUGAAGUUUAAGAACUUUGUAUACCGUUUUCAAUCAGAGGAAAAUAUG